AUUUUCUUUAGCGCCUUCGCUCUUUGCGAAACCUUCAUCCUCAGCAGUUAUCACAUUAGACUGUUACAGAGGAUGUUAGGAGGACGCUCUCUCUCCACCACACAACCAUAGAAAUAAGUGGACACAGCUGCACCGAGAACAGUUUGCUUCGAUGGCGAUCACAUAAUUUAAUUACCUCAAUUAAUACUUUCAAAUGACAUGAUUUUAGUGCUCCAAGUCAGCUUAAGCGUCUCGAUAGGUUUUCUCCAACGCUGACAUCCGUUAAAUACCUCUAAGCUAUAAAUCACAUCACACCAGUUUGUAUUUCAGCCACAAGUCUUGUGACGUCAUGUGGAAACUAAUGAGAAACGAAACCGACGACAUUUGCUGCAUUUUGCUGCUUGUCAGUAGCUUCAGUAUGUGUAGUUUCAGAGGAGAAGUAAAGAAAGUGGACAACAUGAGCUCCGCUAAAGAGAAAUGUUACAACCCCCGUGACUUCACGCUGAGGUUUGUGGAUAGAGAAGAUGAGUUUGACUUUCUGUGUGAAGGUUUUAGUUCUCGGAGGGCACUGAUGUCUUGUGGCCAUGCUGUGACUCCAACAUCGCUCACCAACUGGUGCCGUCAGUUGUUGGAAAAAGGUGAAAGCAAAUUUGUGUGUGGCCAGUUUGGUUGUAAUGCAGAGUGGCCUUAUGUGGAGGUCCGAAAAAUGGCUCUCCUGACCCAUGAAGAAAGGGAGUACUUUGAAAGAAACAUGGCUCUCAAUGCUGUCAAGGUUUACUUUGACACCAAAGUAUGUCCUGAAUGCAAACAUACUGUGACGAGGAAGGAUCAGUCCAAUCUGAGUGUCCGAUGCCACAUUUGCACAGCAAGGAAAGGACGGGUCUAUGAAUUCUGCUGGCAGUGUCUGAAGAAAUGGAAAGGUGAUCCCUCCCGAACAGACCGCUGUGAAAAUGAAGGCUGCUACAACGAGGCCCUAAAAACACUGAGAACCUGUUCAGUUAUCACCUUUGAGUCUGUGAAAGGAGUCACAGGAUGUCCCUCCAUCCGGGCCUGUCCCACCUGUGGCUAUAUGCUGGAGCAUAGUUCAAAAAACUGUAAAAGCAUUUACUGUUCUCGAUGUAAGACAGAGUUCUGUUUUGUUUGCCUGAAGCUCAAGAGUGAAUGUAAGAAAACAGGUAAGGGUUACUACAACCCAUGCUCUGAUGGUGUCGCCCCCAGACAGACCUCUAUACCUGUGUGGCAGAGGAGAUGAUGUAAAUAUUAACCUGUGUGCUACAGUUUCUAUUGAAAUGAACCAAGUUAUACAAACGUACCUUGUUGGAUUUUAUAUCAUUCCCUGAAUUUCAUAAUCUGAUUUAAGAUUCUUGGAAACAUCUGUCUGGCUAAUAUUUCUCUUUUUGUUUUAUUUGUGAUUAAAUUGACCCCAAAAUAAUCUUUACAGCUAAUGUUCACAUGAAUUUUAAGCAUAUCAACUGACUGUGGUAGAAUCUAACAUGUGUAUAUACAUAUUAUCCAAAGUAGUUAUGUUCAGUUGUUGAUUCUUCCAUAUGUGUUUAGUGUGUCCAAUCUCUCCAAUCAAAGUACUUUUAUCUUCUACAAUAUAAGAAAAAUAGUUCAAACUCUGUGGAGGAAAUUUUUUGUUGUUUCUAAAUAAAGCUUUAGUGAAGCAUUCUCUUGUCAAACAAACUAUCUUCAUGAGUUUUAAACUGAUUGUUCAGGGAGCUCAUAUAACAGAAAGCAAUUUAACAUUUCCACUCUACAUGUUAGAGGAAUCUUCUCUAUGUUGCAUCAUUUAAGGCACAAAGAUAUGAAGGUUUCAGGCAGCAUACACAGUUAUCAGUACCAGCUACUGUAGAACUUGCUCUCCUCAGACACGUGGUUGCUUCUCCUGUGCUCCCCUACUGAGCUGAGACAGAACAGUCACAAGCCAAGGACCACAGCAGACAACAUCUAAGGUGUUUAUAGAAUGACAUCAUCUGAGUUGUCCACAUUGCCUCCAUGUGAGUGCCUCCAUAGACAGCAAAGUCUCAGAA
This is a messenger RNA of Melanotaenia boesemani (Boeseman's rainbowfish), 2012 nucleotides long. Its product is annotated as probable E3 ubiquitin-protein ligase RNF217. The record is from RefSeq and is a predicted model, not a curated record. The transcript is spliced from 4 exons. Lineage: Eukaryota; Metazoa; Chordata; Actinopteri; Atheriniformes; Melanotaeniidae. Gene Ontology annotation, molecular function: zinc ion binding. Bases 329 to 1231 code for a protein of 300 amino acids.